This is a messenger RNA of Puccinia triticina, 3006 nucleotides long. RefSeq lists its product as uncharacterized. The transcript has 11 exons. Bases 1 to 3006 code for a protein of 1001 amino acids. Gene Ontology annotation, cellular component: membrane. The record is from RefSeq and is a predicted model, not a curated record. Gene Ontology annotation, molecular function: ATP binding; ABC-type transporter activity; ATP hydrolysis activity. NCBI's taxonomy places the organism in Eukaryota, Fungi, Basidiomycota, Pucciniomycetes, Pucciniales, Pucciniaceae.
AUGCCGUGCGCACAAGGACUCAGUACCAUCCGUCUGAGGACGGUCAUCCAUGUCUUACUUCUUAUUUUCAUCUCAUCUUCCGAAUCUCAACGCCUAUGCUCCGACAGCUCGCCAACUUCUCCCGGAUGUAUCUGUCCCCCCGGUCUGACCAACUCCCCCGAUUGCAACCGACUCAUUUGUGGCAAUCCUUACCAGAAUUCAACGUCGAGAGCGCCCUUCGAUCCAACCUUAGCAGGGGCAUCUGGCAACUUGGGCUGCGGCGAGCAGUGUAGCCCUGGGUUUGCAGGGUCUAGCUGUAAUAUCUGUCAAAACACCGAUGGAUGUCAAAAAGGAAUUUCGUCCGCUUCUUCUGGCUCCGCAACUCCUUUCGGCUUAAGUUCGGUCGCGACUGGUGAUGUGAUUUGUAGCAAGGAGCCCAUCGCAUUCACCGCCAACUUUGGCGAAUGUUCAAUUGAUAAUCCUAUGGUCAAAUCCUUACUUCCCGGCAGGAUUCAAGCCUCCGUCCAGCGCUACCCCGACCCCUCGUCAGCUUCAUUGCCUCCCUCGAACAUCGCGGGACUCCCAGCCGGGUGGACGACUGUCCAACUGGCGUAUGCACCCAACACUACGGCGCCGCUGCAAAAUCAAUUCUCAUGCCAAGCCAACGAUUGCAUCCAGCAAGUCAGCAAGGACAUAUACAGCAUGUCAUGUCAAUCUUUGAAAUGCAAAUGUAGCACGGGUAGCUUUCUGUGCGGAGGAGGGCCGCUUGAUCUCACGACAACUAUCACUACAAUCAGCGGCGAGGUUGGGAUGGACUGUCCUUUGAGUAAUGAUUCUGCCACAUCAGGAGCGGCGGGACCCUGUCACAUCAAACUGGGGCUUUUGAAGAACAUUUUUGGUCCUCAAGGUUUCAGUCUCAACGAAUGUCAGUUCGGAGAAUGUGUUCAAAAGAGGCUUGCUGCCUCCAAGCGGAACGAGCUGAUGAAUGUGGACCAGUCGACAAUAGGAGGCGGGGUGAUUGCUGGACUGGUAGUUGCGGCGCUCAUAAUUGCCGCUUUAUUUGGGAUCAUCGGUUUCGGCUUUUACCGCCAGCGCAUUGCAAGAAAAACCACAGGAAGUUCAUAUUCUUCUACAUCAGCCGCUGCUCAGGUCGAAUGGAAAAACUUGAGAUAUUAUCUCCCAUCGAAGUCUGGCGCCAGUUCAAUUCUUCGCAGGCGUAGGGUUCAUUCAGCGAAUACCGCGCAUUUGGAAGCAACCAAGUACCCGACUAGAUCAUCCACCUGUUCUCAUGCAUCAAACACACUCUCCUCCGGCCCUCAAAUUCUUUGCGGCCUGAGUGGCUCUUUGGGAGCUGGCACUAUGAUGGCAAUAUUAGGACCUUCCGGAGCGGGUAAAAGUACGUUCUUGGAUGUUCUGGCCGGUCAACAAAAGUCAGGAAAAGUUUGUGGGCGAAGGAACAUAUUUCUACCCAGUGAGCCCGAGGAGCCGAUAGUGGUUGGAUUUGUCGAUCAAUCAGAUAUCCUUCCACCCACAAGCACAGUGCGAGAAGCACUUAUGUUUUCAGCUCGGCUGAAGCUACCCGAGCACGUGUCACACGAAGAACGAAAGCGUCGGGUCCAGGAAGUUGUUGAUUUGCUUGGUCUCUCCAACGUGGUUCAUUCACCCAUCGGAGACGACGAAAAACGAGGUUUAUCGGGUGGUGAACGUCGACGAUUGAGUAUCGGGCUUGAACUGAUAGCUCGACCCUCAGUUUUGUUCCUUGAUGAGCCUACAUCUGGCCUCGACUCAGUUUCUGCGCUGCGGGUGGUAAAUGUCCUCAAGGGACUAUCGACUGGAGCUGAUGAAGGACACGGCACAACAAUAAUCUGUAGCAUUCACCAGCCGAGCUCACAGAUAUAUCAUGCCUUUGAUCAUGUUUGCCUGCUCGCACCAGGUGGUCGUCAAAUCUAUUGUGGGCCCACCUCUGAAGCCGUUGGGUAUUUAGGGUCCCGGGGACUGAAAUGCCCCCCAGAAUACAAUCCUGCCGACUUUUUGCUCGAGGUGGCGUCUGAGCCGCCGGUCGGGUUUCUGGAGCAUUGCAUGGAGUCGGACCAGGCAAAGUCUGAAAUCGAAAAGGACGAAUCAUCUGCACAUUUUCCACCGCCUGCCCCAAAGAACAUAGUGGGAAAGUUUGGCGAACCUAGUGCUACGAUGAUCACCCAGCUGCAAGUGAUUUCACACAGGGAGUGGUUAUGCUUGAAGAGGGAUCCGAGCUUGUUUUGUUUCCUGAAUAUAUUAUCAAUCAUUAUUGGAGUCUUCGUCGGUGCCAUGUUUUUUCAAGUAAACCUGAAAAUCUCCGGGUUUCAAAAUCGAGUUGGCUCCAUGUUUUUCACAUGUGCAGUAUUUGUGUUCAGCUCUUUGUCAGCGUUGACAAAUUUUUACCGCGUGAGGGUACUGUUCAUGCGGGAAAGGGCUGCCGGAUUUUAUUCCCCGACGGCAUGGCUAAUCGUUCGCGCAGGGUUUGAUGUGAUUCCAUUGAGGGUUUUGCCCAUGUUAACCAUGGGAACUAUAAUCUACUGGAUGGUAGGCCUGACGAAUGAAGGGUCGCAUUUUAUCAAAUACCUUUUGGUCUUACUCGAGCUAGGUCUGGUCCAAACCAUGUUCAGCAUGUGGCUGGGGGCCACCAUUCGCAACCUAGGGACAGCGGUAUUCCUAGCUAGCAUGGCCAACUUGCUUCAACUUGGCUUUGCUGGAUUUUUCGUCAACUUGACUAGCAUGACAAAGGUGCUGAGGUGGGUCCAAUACGUGAUACCCCUUAAGUUCGCCUUGGAGGCAAUGUCUGUCAAUGAAGUUGCGGCGGGCUUAAUGAUUGAUGAUAACCUCCAAGGCAUCAAUGUUAAAGUGUCAGCUGGUAUGAUCAUGGGGCUACUGUUUGGAUUUGAAGAUGAUGCGUAUUGGAGGAAUGUCAUCAUCUUGUUUGGAUUUUUCUUAUUUCUAGCCAGUCUCUUGAUUCUUACAGUUAUCCGCCGAUUGAAACAAGUGAAGUGA